Messenger RNA from Drosophila rhopaloa, 2060 nucleotides. RefSeq lists its product as uncharacterized. The record is from RefSeq and is a predicted model, not a curated record. The coding region runs from base 66 to 1022 and encodes 318 amino acids. The transcript has 2 exons. Lineage: Eukaryota; Metazoa; Arthropoda; Insecta; Diptera; Drosophilidae.
GCCCCAAUAAAAGCAAUUUCAUUGCCGCGGCUAGAAUUGUGCGCCGCAUAUUUAUUGUGUCAAACAUGGGUAUUUUCUUUUGGACAGAUUCAAGAAUCGUUCUACAGUGGCUUACCAUGCACUCGUCCAGGCUAAACUGUUUCGUCGCUAACCGGAUUUCUGAGAUGCAAUCAACCACGUCAAACAUCACUUGGAGGCACGUUCCGGGCAAGGACAAUCCCGCGGACAUAGUUUCAAGAGGCUGCGCAGCGUCCGAGCUUAUGGAAACUAUAUGGUUUCGUGGACCAAGCUUCUUACGUCAAGACUCAUCUGGAUGGCCUCAACCAGUACCAAAUUCUCAGGACACCAAUGAAGAGUUGGAGCUGCGAAAAGCAACAGUCCUCACAUGUACCGAUAGUGGAAGCAAGGAAGAUGUAUUCGAUGAAGUUAUCAACAAAUUCUCAUCCUAUCGGCGCAUUUUGCGAGUCAUAGCUUUUGUGUUGCGCGUCUUUAAUAGAAUCAAGGUCAACAAAAAGGUGAACUUAGUCGAUGUAAUUCAUACACCAGCAACUGAAUUGCAAUACGCGUUCAAGCACAUCGUAUCACAUAUUCAGCAGAAGACCUUUUUCAACGAAAUCCAGCAGCUAAAGGAAAACAGGAUUUUAAAACCCGAAUUUCAGAAACUAAAUCUGUUCCUAGCAGCGACUAACGGAUCAAACGGUUCGAUAACACUAUUACGUGUAGGAGGCCGCUUAGCCAAGGCGCCCAUUUCACUCGAUGCCAAAUUUCCUGUUCUUCUACCAAAGAAUCAUUGCUUCACGUUGAAAUUUGUUGAGUAUCUCCACCGGCAUCACAUGCACGCUGGACCAAAGGCUCUCAUUGGAAUCCUGCGACUUCAGGCUUGGAUUGUAAACGCCAGAGAAGUUGUGCGAAAGAUUGUACGGCGCUGCACACACUGUUACCAUUAUAAGCCUCGUUUAAUGGAACAAAUGAUGGGAUCACUUCCAGUUGAUCGCUUUCAUUCACAACGACCUUUUUUGUAACUGGAGUCGACCUAUGUGGACCAUUUUCCACAUCAUACCGCAUUCGAAGCAAGGUGCCAUAUAAAACAUACAUGGCCGUGUUUAUAUGCUUUUCGUCAAAAGCAAUCCACAUAGAACUCAUUUCCGAUCUAUCUACUAAUAAUUUUAUUCUCUGUUUAAAGCGCUUUGUCAGUCGCAGUGGCAUCCCACUACGCAUUUAUUGUGACAAUGCAACUAAUUUCGUCGGUGCACGAUCGCAGCUCGAGGACUUUAAGCAGCAGCUAUUUGACGAAGCCAACACAUUGAAUUUGCAGAAGUUCAGCAGCAUCGUGGGAUUCGAGUUCAAGUUCAUCCCUCCGCGUGCUCCCCACUUUGGCGGCUUGUGGGAGGCCGCAGUGAAGUCCAUGAAGAGCCUAAUGAUGAAAAACUUGGGCAACACUGGGCUAACGUACGAGGAGCUUCAAACGAUUGCAAUCGAGUCGGAGGCAAUCUUGAACUCAAGACCAAUGGCACCCCUUUCCGAAGACCCAAACGAUGGAGAGGCGCUUAGCCCAGCGCACUUGCUGAUUGGGUCCUCUUUGAUGUCCGUACCGGAGCCUUCAAUUGACGAGAGCAGACCAUCUUAUCUUACGCGGUGGCAGCGCGUAACGUAUUUGAAGCAGCAGUUCUGGGAGCUAUGGAGGCGUGACUAUUUACACACGCUUCAGGAGCGCUCCAAAUGGCUCAAACCCCACGCCAACAUUCGAAUUGGCCAAAUGGUGAUUGUUCACGAGGAUAAUACACCUCCCCAGGAAUGGAUCCUUGGUCGCAUCACCAACACGCAUGUCGGAGCUGAUGGACGAGUACGAGUGGCCGAGAUCAAGGUGAAAAAUGGAACCAUUCGAAGACCCAUCUGUAAGAUAGCGCCCCUGCCUGAGCAAACUGGUGCUUGAAUACUCCUUGGAUCAUUCAACGGGCGGAGAAUGUUCGAUGACAUCAUAAGUCAACAUUAAUUUUGAUUUAAUUAUUAUUAUUGUUAUGAAUAACUUCGUUCAAGCUGAUUAAUAAUUUGAAUUCUUU